Messenger RNA from Populus trichocarpa (black cottonwood), 522 nucleotides. RefSeq lists its product as uncharacterized. Lineage: Eukaryota; Viridiplantae; Streptophyta; Magnoliopsida; Malpighiales; Salicaceae. The record is from RefSeq and is a predicted model, not a curated record. The transcript has a single exon. Bases 1 to 522 code for a protein of 173 amino acids.
AUGCCUGUAGAAGACCCCACUUCCGGGCGCUUAUUGAUAUGGUUCAUCUCUUUCUUCAUGUUUAUUACUGUAGCUGCUGGAGGCAGCUUAUUGCUUUUGUAUCUUGUCCUCCCUUCAGACCCAUCUAGGGCUUGGCUUCCUGUUGCGGGUAUAGCCCUGGUUUGCCUGCCUUGGCUUUUUUGGUUUCUUACAUGCAUCUAUCGGUUUCUUUCGCGAUUCUUCGGAUUUCGGGUUGCUAUUGGUUCUGGUGGCGGUGGUGGAGGAGGUGGUCGUGCUCGUGCAAAUGUUUUUAAUACGACAGGAAAUGCAGCAACUAAUGGCCAGUCUGGUAACAUCGAAACUCAGGGCGAUGGAACGCAGGAUGAGUUUGAAGGGCCCACGAUAACGGUAGAGCAAAAUGAUAGUGGUGGCAAUGGAAAUACUGCAAUAAAGAGGAAUUUAUCCUCAAGCAAUUCAAUCAACAACAUGUCUUUUAGAUCACAUGAGAGUGAAUUGCCAUUGACCUCAUCCAUGGCAUCUUGA